AUGCAAAAUUGCAUAAAGAAGAUCUUCGCAUCUCUUGUCAUCUUCGGAUAUUUCGGCGGUGCUCUAAGUGCAGAUGUGCAGCAAUUAAGAGAGAAACCUGAUUGGCUACUCACCUGCCCUAGAGAGAAUCCCAAUCAAGACGGCUGCUUUAAGAAAAUGUUCGAGGGAAUGUUCACAAGAUUAGCCAAAGGAAUUCCCGAGGUUGGCAUCGAACCUUUUGAACCACUUAGGAUCAAGGAUGUGGAAAUCUCUAAAGGAAUGGGAAGUCUAACACUUGCCGGAGGCUUUCAGAAUCUCCUCGUUCGAGGCCCAUCCAAUGCAACAGUGCGUCGAGCUCUCCUCAACUUUCAGGAUCGAUCCCUCGACUUUGACCUAGAACUUCCCCUUCUGAGGAUAAACGCCACAUACAAUCUCAAAGGGAAUGUCCUCCUUCUGCCACUGGUCGGCAAUGGGGAUGUUAAAAUGGCCCUCAAAGACGUGCGAUCGAAUGUCGCAACGAAAUUCAGCAUCAAGAAAUUGCCCGAGGAAGUGAUUCAAAUUGAUGAAAUGAAAGUAACAUUUUUAGUGGGUGGCAUGAAGAUCCACUUGGACAACCUGUUCAACGGCAACCAGAUCCUGGGGGCAUCCCUGAACCUCUUCCUCAACCAGAACUCCAACGAGAUCAUCGCUGAGCUGAGGGGUGAUCUUGAGAAUGGACUCACAAAGAUUUUUAUCAAUCUGUGGAAUAAUGUUUUCUCCAGGAUGCCAAUUAAGCUGUGGUUAAUAUAGAUAGAAGUGGAAAUUAGUCUUUUUGUACCUUAAUCUUCAGCAUCACUGAAAGAUAAAUGUGUUUGGCAAAAUGCUCCUGAUACGGACAAAAACCUUAACCCUGACACUUUAUACUGUUUUUCUUUUCUCGCAGAGCUAUUAAUGUGAUUGUUUGCAAAAUACACCUUUUUUGUAAUUAGCUGAUAU
Messenger RNA from Phlebotomus argentipes, 954 nucleotides. RefSeq names its product protein takeout (gene Jhbp4). The coding region runs from base 1 to 768 and encodes 255 amino acids. Lineage: Eukaryota; Metazoa; Arthropoda; Insecta; Diptera; Psychodidae. The record is from RefSeq and is a predicted model, not a curated record. The transcript has 4 exons.